UAGCUUUCGCUAACGUUAGCUAGCUAGUCUAACUGACGUGAAAGCGAGUGACCUGCUUUCUCGUCCUCUGAAUAUGCUACAGGGCUAACUAAAAGACAUUUCGUUUUUCCCGUUUCCACACACAAGCAAAAAAAGUAGUGGAGUGGUCUUGAAUAGAUCGGAAUGGAUGACGACGUGAUUUCAAAUACGAAUGAAGGCAUAUCGCAAGGGAGGAUAUAAGAGCAAAGUCCAACCGCAGAACCGGGCAGAGGAAUGAGCGUUAGAUGGGUUUGGGACACAUACGCGUUCACUUUGAGUUGGCUCGGUAGCCUGUGGCAGACCCGGGCCCAGCGGCUGUUGUGGUCACAGCGCUGCCUGCCGUCUAGGCUCUGCGUCCGAAGGCACUUGGGCCACAGCGCCGGCUCUCUGAGCUGGAGGCGGAUCCAGAGCACCGGGAGGAGCGUUGUGUGGCUGCGUCAGCGGCUGGGGCUGUGCACCAGCGGGGCCCAUGCUAGCGUCUCGUCCCCGGGCAGGUGGAGCGGUCUGAGCCUGCGCAUGUCGCGCAUCAGGAGCACGCUGGACUCCGUGUCGAAGGCCGUCAGCGGGACGCACGGCGACCUCCUCUCCAGGAUCGCGCGUCUGAAACCGGUGGCCGCCGGGAGAGGGGAGGCGGGGCCCGCGCCCGCCCAGGCGGAGGCGGCUGAGGAAGCCCCGCCCGCCGUCGCCACGGCGCCACCCCCACAGGAGGAAGAGGAUGGGCCUCUGCGCCUCGAAACGGUCGCCCAGGACGACGGGAAGCCGACGGCUCCUGUCACCGAACAGGCACCGGGCUCGUGCGAGGCGGUCGCCGCCGUGACCAAGCCCGCAACCGCGGUCGCCAAGCCGACGGCCGACCUCUUCCACCCCAGCUACCUGGCGGUGAACUUGGGCGAGACGUACACCUACCUGGCCCACCACGUCAACGCCUACUUCGGGACUGCGGCGAAGGCGGAGGAGAAGAGUCCGGGAGACCGCGGCGGCGAAGACGCCAAGCCCCCCCCGCCCGACGACCGCGUCCUCGUCCCCUCGCUCGUCUCCGACAAGGCCCCGCCCCCCGACCCGGACCCCGGCCCCGCCCCGCCCGCCCCGCCCGCCUCCCCGAAGAAGCGGAUCGGACACUACCUGCCCAACCCCGGGCCCAGCAUGCAGGCCUUCGUGGGCAGCUACAUCGCGCCCCUGGUGCCCAAGUUCCGCUCGGAGCCCAAGAGCCUGGCGCCGGAGAAGGACAGGCCUGCGGCCGGGCCGGAGGAGGUGAAGCAGGAGAGCGCCGAGAGCAAGGAGCAGCGCGAGAGCGAGGACCGGGCCAAACGCCUGCUGCUGCAGAGAGAGAAGAUCAUCGCCAGAGUGAGCGUGGAUAACCGCACGCGGGCGCUGGUCCAGGCGCUGCACAGGGCGUCCGACGUCAAGCUCUACACCAAACGCGUGGAGGACCUGAGCUACCACCUGCUGGAGUUCCCCGAGACCCGCGUCGUGGCCGUCAAGGAGAAGGUCAUCCCCUGUCUGCUGAGGCUGAGGCAGGCCGGCGACCCCUCCCUGCAGGCGGCCGUGCGGGAGGCCCUCACCCUGGUGGGCUACACCGACCCCGUCAAAGGGCGUGGCAUCCGCGUCCUGUCCAUCGACGGCGGGGGGACCAGGGGACUGGUUGCUCUCCAGACUUUGCACCGGCUGGAAGACCUGACAGGCAAACCCAUCUACCAGCUGUUCGAUUACAUCUGUGGAGUCAGCACUGGGGCCAUUUUGGCCUUCAUGCUGGGCGUGUUUCAGAUCCCGCUGCAGGAGUGUGAGGAGCUGUACAGGAAGCUGGGCUCGGACGUGUUCAAGCAGAACGUCAUCGUGGGGACGGUGAAGAUGGGCUGGAGCCACGCCUUCUACGACAGCGAGGCCUGGGAGACCCUGCUCAAGGAGCGAAUGGGCUCGGACCUCAUGGUGGAAACAGCGAGGAACGCCAAGUGUCCAAAGGUGGCAGCGGUGAGCACCAUCGUGAACAGAGGCACCCCGCUGAAGGCCUACGUGUUCAGGAACUACAACCUGCAGCCGGGCGUGCGCUCCCACUACCUGGGCAGCUGCCAGCACAAGCUGUGGCAGGCCAUCCGCGCCUCCUCGGCCGCGCCCGGCUACUUCCAGGAGUUUGUGCUGGGCAACGACCUGCACCAGGACGGGGGGCUGCUGAUUAAUAACCCCACGGCGCUGGCGGUGCACGAGUGUAAGUGUCUGUGGCCCAACACGCCGCUGCAGUGUGUGGUCUCUCUGGGGACCGGUCGCUUCGAGAGCCCCGGCAAGAACAGCACCGCCUACACCAGCCUGAAGGCCAAGCUCACCAAUGUCAUCAGCAGCGCCACCGACACUGAGGAGGUGCACACCAUGCUGGACGCACUCCUGCCCCCGGACACGUACUUCCGCUUCAACCCGCACAUGAGCGAGGAGAUCCCGAUGGACGAGAGCCGGCGGGAGCGUCUGAACGCGCUGCAGACGGAGGGGGCGCGCUACCUGGAGCGCAACGAGGAGAAGCUGCGGCGGGCGGCCGACACGCUGCUGCAGGAGAAGAGCAGCAUCCAGAGACUGGCCGAGUGGCUCCGGCUCAAAGCAGACAUGUACGACGGCCUGCCCUUCUCCAAGCUCUAACCACGCCCCCUUUACUCUAACCCCGCCCCCUUUACUCUAACCUCGCCCUUCUCACUGUAACCUUGCCCUUCUCCAAGCUCUAGCCCUGCCCCCUCUGAACUCUAGUCCCGCCCUUCCUCAAGCUCUAGCCCUGCCCCUUAACUGUGGCCCCGCCCUUCUCCAAGUUCCAGCCCCGCCCUCCUCCAAGCUCUAGGCCUGCCCUCCGAACUGUAGCCCUGCCCUUCUUCAAGCUGUAGCCCUGCCCUCUGCUCCGCCCCCUCUUCGCUCCUCCUCUAUCCCUCUACUCUCUCCCUCAAAGUUCCACACCAGGGAUCAUCUUCCAUCCAUGCGGCAUUGAACAGCAGGGAUCAGCAACUCAGUCUUCGAGGGCUGAGAACUGCUGGUUUUCCGCCCUCCCUUUACCUGGGAGUCAGGUGUGAAGACAGUCUGGCCUUUCAGAGAAGGGAGAAAAGUAAACCAGGGCCAGAUUUGGAUUGGAGAUCCAGAUAUGUUUGCUGCUCUAGAGUCUAGAACCUUCUGCAUUGGAUAAGAGAAACUGUUGUGACGUCUACCUCACUGGGAGAAAACGAGCCCUGCUGCCUAGCCAACACGAAAGGUUGUCACAAAGCUACCGAGACGUAUCACAUGGCAGCGACUUGAACUGUCCACCGAUUGCGGUCAGCGUUGUUCCGUCUGCCGUUGCUGUGAUUGGUGGAGCUCCUGAUUGCCGGGUGAUGUCACGGUUGGCCCAAGCUUGACUUUAUUAUCCCUGUGUCACCAUCGCGUCGCCUCAAAGCUCCAGACAGUAGACCCCCAUCACUAAUCACAGCCUGAUCUUCUCAAGCCCAAAGGGUCCAGACGGUAGACCCCCAUCACUAACCAGAGCCUCAUCUUCUCAAGCCCAAAGGGUCCAGACAGUAGACCCCCAUCACUAACCAGAGCCUCAUCUCCUCAAGCCCAAAGGGUCCAGACGGUAGACCCCCAUCACUAACCAGAGCCUUAUCUUCUCAAGCCCAAAGGGUCCCGACAGUAGACCCCCAUCACUAACCACAGCCUCAUCUUCUCAAGCCCAAAGGGUCCAGACAGUAGACCCCCAUCACUAAUCACAGCCUCAUCUUCUCAAGCCCGAAGGGUCCAGACAGUAGACCCCCAUCACUAACCAGAGCCUUAUCUUCUCAAGCCCAAAGGGUCCCGACAGUAGACCCCCCAUCACUAACCACAGCCUCAUCUCCUCAAGCCCAAAGGGUCCAGACAGUAGACCCCCCCCAUCACUAAGGGUCCAGAGCCUCAUCUUCUCAAGCCCGAAAGGUCCAGACAGUCAACCCCCAUCACUUAACACAAACACCACUGCGGAUUGCUCAAUCACAGGUCCACUUCCCCGGUCCACGACAUUCCCUGUGUACCGGAGGUGCCAGAUCUGCCUUGCACCGUCAACAGGGUUGCCAGACUGUGAAGGGAUUGCUCUGCCAGCAUCAGACCACUUUCGGCGAAAUUGCAUCAUCUUCAAUGGCGAUGAAUCAACAGGUUUACAAGAAAUGGUGGAUAACCCUUUAUUUGAACUGUGCACCAUAAAGCCUGCAUUACACUGUCAUAAGCGUGCCAUAACACCCGUCAUAAGCGGUCACGACACCUCACGUUACAGCUUGUCAUUGUGCUGCCAUAAUCUAUGCCCCCAUCAUUUCAUUUGAACACUUCCAAAACAAAAAAGUUUAUAUUGAAAUGUUUCGCAAACCGUCAUGCGCUAGCGCUGCUGCUAACAGCUGCUUACGCCUGCUGUUACGUCAUGUUUAUGACAUGCUUAUGACAGCAUUAUGUAGGCUUUGCGGUAUGUUGCUUCCAAACCGCUUCUAUCAUAACGAUCUCAUCCUCAAGACCGGUUUCCGUGCAGAACACCGUUCACUUCAGCGCAAUUGUUUCACGUGAAGUGUGCAGACUCGGAUGCCGGUAACGUAGACGGGAAUCUGUUGGGAAUUAACGGACUGUUAAUCAGGGUCAUCAGGCGAAGGUGAUGCACUAUUCUUCGUAAAAUGUCCGGUGUUUAGUUCAACUCUAACACAGUACAUGAUUCUUAUUCGGACCGUUUGUACUCUGAAAGAGUUAAUUUAACGCUGAAUGUUUUACUCCGUCUGUGGAGGCAAGCAUGUCCUGCCAGUCCCGUCUGUGUGACAGCGCCCCCUAGAGCACUGGAGUGUGUGCUUUUAAACGCACCCCAAGUGGAACAGUGGAGAAGGAUGUAUUCAGUACUGGAAUUUAAUUUUGACUGCCGGGUUGUGGUUUUUUUGCACUUUUCAUUGGUGAUUUACGUUUUCUUUUGCCACUCUUUUUACCAAUAAUUCCUUAGACGGUCUGUGUUUGUGAUAGUAUUGUUUCCUCAGCCCUCAUUUUUAACGGUGUUAAAGACUAAUUACAUUUUUUACCUCAGGUUUAUUUAAGUAAUUUAGAUCAAGCGCAUGGAUUGGCAUGCCAGAAAAUAUGACGAACGGAGAUGCAGAGAUGCAUCAUGAGUUGCCUCCAGUGUGCUAUCACUAGUAACUUCUGAACUGUGCUUGCUAUCAGUCAAUCUUUCUCUGUUUAGAUGGUGCAAGGGAAGCCACUAUUGCCAAACUACAUAUCUUAUGGCUUCCGAGGCAGGAUCCUGGGGGAACCCCCUGUGUGUGCCCACUUCCUCGUCAGUUGGGACAUCUGCUCGAACGAAUUUAACACUUUGAAUCGUUGGGUUUUUUGGAAGGUAUUUCCGGAACUCUUAAAGUCCCAGUGUUCAAGAACUCCCAUUGCUUUCCAUUACCCGGUAUUGAUUAUGACAUCACCUCAAGAAUGUUCGCUGAAGAGCAUUCUAUUCCCUAUUGUUGUGUCAGCAUUAGAAUGUUCAUUUAAGAACAUUGUCGUCACAUAUUUGUGUAGGUGUUGUAACACUCUUAACUUUUUCACUUAUUUUUGCUUCAGUGACCAGGUGGCCUACUUCUUAAGCAUUGAAGCCAGUUUCAGCUGUAAGGCCCGUCGAUUCAUCAAUUAAAGAUUGAUUCAUUUUCCAAGUGACAGCACAUCUGACGGCUAUCCGAUUAAAAGUCUUUGAAUGAAUACGGGGCCUUCAUUGUACUUAAAUCAUCUCAUAUUUAUUCUCAAAAAGUGUAAUUGAGAAUCAGCGACCACUGGUUAAUCUCCAAGUCGUGUAAUUAUAAGGGGAAAGCUGACAUACACAGGGGAGCCCCGAAAAUAGCACCUUGACCAAUCCUUCAUCAAAAUGAUGUAUUUUGUACAUACAGGGUAUUGCCCCUCCAUUGUAAUAAAUCAGCCACUAUAGCUAGCCGUUCGUUAUUUAACAAUUGCUUUGAAAAACAAAUAAUAAUUCUUACUGUGCAUGCGAUUUAUUCCCAGUUUUGUUUUGUAUAGCUUUAUGAAAGGAAGUGCAUUAAUAUUUGAAAUGUAUUGCAGUUAUGAUUUCUGUUAUGUGAUGGGGAAAGAGAUUUUAUGAAGAGGGAUUUUUUUUUUGGUUUAGGGGGGACUAUUUAUACGGAGUAUAGCAGCAGGUAAUUUAUUAGUGUGAUAAUGAAUGUAUUGCAUUGAACUGAAACUGGGGCGGUGGAGAAGUCCCCGCACACACACAAUGUUCUCGCAAUGUUGCUGGAACGUUUUGUCAACGUUGUAACAUUGUCGCUACACGGCAGCAACGUUGCGGGAACGUUUUGUGUUGGAUCGCUAUAAUACUGUAUACUAGCACUUGUUUUGUUUGGUUCAAAUUGUAAAAAAAAAAAAAACCUGCUUAGUUUUGAUUGCCUGUAAAUUUAUACCACUUAGAAACAAAUGUACAUGAUUUAAUUGCUUGGACUAAAUCUAAGAAUAUUCUUCUCGUCCGUACAGUGGGUACAACUGAAUGACUUGAGUGUGAUGAAUAAAUUAACAAGGCUUUUGACAAA
This is a messenger RNA of Conger conger (European conger), 6533 nucleotides long. RefSeq names its product patatin-like phospholipase domain containing 8 (gene pnpla8). Bases 253 to 2640 code for a protein of 795 amino acids. Gene Ontology annotation, biological process: arachidonate metabolic process. The record is from RefSeq and is a predicted model, not a curated record. The transcript has 10 exons. Gene Ontology annotation, cellular component: membrane. NCBI's taxonomy places the organism in Eukaryota, Metazoa, Chordata, Actinopteri, Anguilliformes, Congridae.